AUGGCCAACAGCGAAUACGAAUAUGUUCGACACUUUGAGCAGUGGGACCCUUCACCACCGUCAAACUGGAUAGUCGUACGCAUCGACGGUCGAGGUUUCACAAAGCUCUGCAAAAAGUACGACUUUGCCAAACCCAACGACCGCCGAGCAAUCGACCUCAUGAACGCAGCAGCAGUCGAAGUCGUGCGCUCAUUUGUUGAUAUAGUCCUUGCCUAUGGGCAAAGCGAUGAGUACAGCUUCAUCUUCCACGAGUCGACAACGCUGUUUGAGCGACGAGCUGCGAAAUUAGCUACUUCGGUCGCCACGGCUUUUACAGCAGAAUACUGUAUGCAAUGGUCUACUUUCUUCCCAGACUUGCCACUCGAGCGUCCUUGGCCCACAUUCGAUGGACGCUGUGUCUGUUACCCCAAGCGCAAGAUUCUACGGGAUUACCUCUGCUGGAGACAAGCGGACUGCCACAUUAACAAUCUCUACAACACGACUUUCUGGAACAUGGUUAUGAAGGGUGGAAUGAGUGCUACUGAUGCCGAGCAAGCUCUGAAGGGCACACUAUCCGCGGACAAGCAUGAGAUACUAUUCUCGAAGUUCGGCAUCAAUUACAAUAAUGAGCCGCAGGUAUAUCGAAAAGGCACGGUUGUGUUUCGCUCGUACGACACAGCGGUUCAAACGAAUGAUGUCGGCCAUGACGAUCUUGCGGAGAAGCAAGCCAAUACCCACAGCAAGACCCAGUUACAGAAGGAGCUGAAGCGAAAGCAGAAGGCGAUCAUUGCAACCGGACAUAUUGACAUUAUCGGGAACGCCUUCUGGGACGAUCAUCCUUAUAUACUUACCGGCAAGCGAGGCGAGGACUUUGGUGAAUAA
Molecule: messenger RNA, 861 nt
Organism: Recurvomyces mirabilis
Lineage: Eukaryota; Fungi; Ascomycota; Dothideomycetes; Mycosphaerellales; Teratosphaeriaceae
Gene: THG1
Product: tRNA-His guanylyltransferase
Exons: 1
Coding region: 1-861 (286 amino acids)
Biological process (GO): tRNA modification
Molecular function (GO): tRNA guanylyltransferase activity; magnesium ion binding
Source: RefSeq, a predicted model, not a curated record